Messenger RNA from Clonostachys rhizophaga, 2037 nucleotides. NCBI's taxonomy places the organism in Eukaryota, Fungi, Ascomycota, Sordariomycetes, Hypocreales, Bionectriaceae. The record is from the annotation of a GenBank genome assembly.
AUGGAUCCCCAAAAUAUCAAUCUCAGACCUGGCGGUCCAACGGAUAUGCAGAUAUUGCCUGGUUCUAGCCAGCCACCUCACGGCCAAGGAGCUGGAGGCAAUUCCGACCGCACGGUGCCGAACCCACUUUGUCGAGGCCCGUCAUGUACCCCAAUCAACUUGGAAGAGAGUCAAAAUCGGAUUCUACAACGUUUAGGGGCUUGGCUGAACGAAACAAUUAGCACACAUGCGAAGAAUGUACCUACAAACAACGAGCCCGUCUUCAUCCAGGCUGUAGACCGUGGGACUCUUAAUCUCAGUGUGUGCAGAGGGCCUUUCUGGCCCUAUCCGAAAUUCUCUGAAGAGGAGUUUAUUGAGCUGUCUGACGCUGGUGACCAAGAUUCGAAGAACCUUGAAGCUACGCUGCAAGUUCUCCCAUCCGCUUGGCCCCAGUCGAUGAAACACGCCGACACACUCCAAGACUAUCAUUUCGCACCCAAGAUCACUCAUCUGGAGUGGUCGCGUCAUAGCACGGCUCCUAUCGAGCCUAUCGACAUUACGGCAAAAACUGACUGCCACUUUAUAUACUCGGUGGGCGAGAUUGAAACCAGGAACCAACUGAAGACAUCCCCCGACGGGUUUACCGGGUCGAUCUGUUUUAUGCAAGUGAAGAACUAUGCAGAAGUCUUGUCCACUCGGGACAUGGCGCAUAUCGGUACUCAUCUACUCGAAGGACUUCUGUCCGAGUCAGACUACAGUGACAUGGGCCUAAAGCCCUCUCGCUGGGUUACAGACUUUGUUUUCCCAUUGUGUCGAAAGCUAGACUUCCGCCAUGAUAACCGUGCCUGGGGAUGGCCAGUAGCGUGGAGCCAUGAUCCCGUGGAGCAAGAUGGUUGCCCCUGUCAUGUAUUCGCUGCCAUCAUGCACCACAUGCAGUGUCUUUCGCUGGCACCGAGGCCUGACGUUAAAGAACUCCUAGGAAUACCCCCUGACCGUAAGGUCGAAGGGCUAUCGCUCAACAGACAAUACGGAGCCCUUGUGAAGGACAAAAACAUCUUCAUUGGCGAGCGUCGCAUUUCGAUCGCUGUGACAGCUCUUUGCAACAGGUCAAUGGAACCGGACACGAAGAAUCUCAAGCCGAGCCUAGAAAGGUAUAACACCAUGUGUGUGGUUUCGCCUGGCAGCGAAGACUCAGAUGACCUGGGAAGGCUGCUCUCCACGAUCCGUACAAGUAGGUAUUCUGGGCUUGCGCAGUUUGAUGAAGAGCAUGUUCCGGUGGCUGCAUUUUUGAUGAUCUAUGCCUCUAUCAUUCCUUUGUGGUCCUCAUUCUGGAUUAGCUUUCUUGAUGGCAUUGAUGCUUGUUUCAACGUCGAGCCUCAGAACCUCCUCAUUCGAGGCUCUACCACCGAUCCGGCCGUUAACUCGGUUCUCGACGAGUCUUUGCUGCAAACUGAAACUCACUUUCAGAUUUUACAGCUUCUUCGAAUUGCAGCGCUUUGGGUGGGUACCGCUGCUCGCGAGCUUCACAGUGCGCGAGCCGACAUUAUGGAACCAGAUACUAACAAUCCUUUCCUGUUCAAUUUGCGCCAUCUCUGGGAUGACGUCGAGAAGAACCUGGAAGAUCACUCAAAGAAGAUCAUCUCCAGGAUCGACAGAAAGACCGAGGAGAUUAAGAGUCUGCGAGACGGUCUUUUCCACGCCACGUCUCUGGGAGAAGCAACCCGCGGGACCCAGAUCAACGAGUACAUCUUCGUCUUCACCGUCAUGACCAUCGUCUUCCUCCCGCUCAACUUCAUCGCGUCCUUGUACAGCAACAGUAUCAGCCUCUUUGAUGCUAGGGACAAUACAUAUCUGGGCAGAUUUAGUGUCAUCUUGCUCGGUGUGUCUAUGUGCACCUACAUUGUAUCUUUCUUCAUGAUCUGGGUUGUUCGGAGGGGAGGGCUGAAGAGAUUUCAUUGGAUGUGGCGCCCGAGUGUUGGGAAGCUUGACCUGAGGGACUUGAGAAUGCCAAAGCGCCGGGGAACUGGGAAUCUAGAAGCAUUUGGUGUAGCGGUUUGA